UCCAGCGAAGUUACUUAUCGAAGCACAUUGGACUUCAUUGAAAGAUAUAACGUUAUGUGACUCUUCAAGUUACUGCCAUGUGACAUGUAUCUGUAUAUUUAGGAUUAUGCUAUUACAGUCCUGUCUUCUAUCCUGCAAAUCAACAAUACUUGAGAUAGAGGAGGUCACGGAAACGUUUCAUUAAUUACCACUUCCGCUUCUGUUUGGAUGAAACUACGAGUUCAUUUUAGGCGACAAACUGUUGAACUGCGCCGUCCACCUGCAUAGUGUUUAUUAUGGUCUACAACAAAGAGAAUGGGUCUGAGCUCCGGAUCUACGCUUGGACCAGAACAGCUUCCGCAGUUCUGUCGCACUGUCUCUGCAUCGUCUUCACUGUGUUCAUCGCAGUUCUGUCCCGACCGGGUACAAUUAGUUUUAUUUUAGGUUGGUUUUCCUGGCAUCCUUUCUUGAUGACACUAGCAUUCUCCUUCUUCAUGACAGAAGCCAUACUUCUUUUCUCCCCCUAUGGCUCCCCAUUGAAAAAGUUCUCACACAAGACAAAAGGUUGCGUUCACUGGUUCCUGCAGGUCAGCUGUGUGUCCUGUGCAGUCCUGGGUCUUGCAGCCAUCUUUUACAACAAACACCUGAACGGUAAACCCCACUUCACCUCGUGGCACGGCCUGCUGGGCCUGUUCACGGUGUGUGUGGUGGGGCUGCAGUCUGUGGCAGCUGUGCCUCUAGUCUACCACUCUCUGGCCAAAGGCUGGUCUCUGGCCAAACUCAAACGCUACCAUACAGCAACUGGACUUGUCACAUACCUGCUAGGCAGUGCCAGCCUGCUCCUGGGCCUCAGCUCUGCCUGGUUUACUGGAUCAGUCGGGGAAUACACCUGGUACCUGUCCGCCCUCUCCUCUGCUCUCAAUGCCCUAAUCAUAAUGAACCAAGUCAGCAGCGCAUACACUGCAAAGAAACGGCUGCAGUCCUGACUGCAGACACUGUGCAGACACUUAAAACACUCACUGAAUAUGCAUGCAAGGUUUGUCACACAGAUUUCAUUACAAUCCGUUUGGUUUGCAUGCAUGUUAUAAGGGAACUGAUGAAGCAAUGAAUUAGUUGACACACCCUGGGAUUUAGUUUUUGACCAAAUACUUCCAAAAUUAAUUACAUUCCUCAGCUCUUAACUAAACUGGUGAACAUGUCAAACAUUGUACUUGAUAAAAUAAAAUAAAAUAGUAUAGCAUUUUACGAAGCAGUAAGAUGCUUGUAUGCCUGUAAAGUGAAAAAUAAAUUAAAUAAAGCGGGUUAUAUUCCCUACUACUGAAAACUGAGGUGUGAAGGGGUUGACAGCUUUUAGAUCAUAGUGGGAGAUACAAAUCUGCAGAAAGUACUAUUAAAAUGAAUAAAUACUUUAAAAAAAAACAAAAAAAGACUUUCAUUAGUUAUGUCUGCACCCUUUUAAGAUAUGAAGUAAAUUAAAAGCAUUUGUAAAUGAUUCACAAUGCAAUAGAAGAUUGUUUUAUUGUUAAAAUAACAUUGAUAACACAGUCAUAUUCUGCUUCGAUCGAGGCUGCAUGUACGAAAUUCUAUCUGAAUCAGCCGUCAAUGGGUCAAAGUGAACAAAACGUAAAAAAAUGUAAUUACAAAAAAGAAUGUAUUUUCCAUUAUAAAUAAAUUAAUUCCGACACUGAAAUAAGGGAAACAACUGCCAAUAAGAAGUUAUAAAAACAUUUAAAAAACUGAAAUAUUUCCACGAAACACAAAAAUGCAUGUAAAUUGACAAGAAAUGGCAGACAGGUUUUGUUUUAUAAAUGGAUAAUUCCCAAGAUUCAAAUGCAAAGUUUCCAACGGAUCAAAAAGACUGACAAAAACAUGGCUUCGAUAUGCUGUACAUCGUACAGUUCACAAGCAGAUAUGAUCCUUUUUUAAAAUCCCAACUUCACCUUCAAAUCUGAAAUAAAGUUCCCAAAACACGCUGAAGAAAACUUCUAUCAUCCUUGAUAGAAAUUCAGCAUCCAGAACAACAAUAGGGAAAGAGCCAGUAGUAACAAAAAUGGAACAGCGGGAACAAAAUUGAAGUUAAUAGGGAAUGAUCUGUUGUCUCAGGUUAUCCAGUGUUUCCUAAAGGCCAACAACCACUGCGUCUAGCCUAUGUUACAGACAAAGGAGAAGUGCUUUCCUAAAUCUACGUACCUUGAGGUGUCAUCACAACACAGAAACACAAGGCUACAGAGUACAGCAAAGACCUAAACUCCCUAAAGCACCGCAGACCGACACUACUGACAGAAGCUACUUACACCGCACUGCUUUUAAAGAUGCACCUCUGUGAAACGCUACCACAUGAUGGCACUGUCAGUUUGGUAAGGCCACCACACCCCAUGACCUCGUUCUGCAACAGUCACAGGUGGUUGCAGUGAAAUGUUCACUAUCUGCUUUGAUGGUUGGUGGCUACAUUGACUCUACAAGGUUUUAGACACUCAGGCUGCAUGAAUGCAAUGUUUCCUACAGUUUAGGUAAUAUUUGUUCUCAACAAGGUCCUGAAAAUAACCCAUAGGAAAAUUUGGUUCAUCAAAUCUACAGGCUGUAGGCUGUCUGAUGGUGGGGACACUUAAGUACAAACUGCAACAAAAAGAAAAAAAAGAGGCAAAUGAGCAAGCAACAUAAAAACUUGCUUUCUUCUCCUUUUGGCAUCACAAUGCUGAAUCUGCCCGACAGCGGUUUUAAGUUUCACACCGACUGUUUAACUGCUUAGUAGUUCUUCCAACAGAUUUGUAAAAAGGAUGUACUAAGAUAAAUGCUCAAGACUCAAGACCCCUGUGUUAUUUAAGGCUAAAAAUGAAAGAACACAGUCCGAAUCCUCAUCCCAGCCCCUGUGUUAUCAAAGGCUAACAUGAAAGUACAUUCAUUUUAGUUUUAAGGGGGGAAAAAGGUAAAUUAUAAAGUUGAACAUAAAUUUGUUUGCCUAGCAUCAAUGCGAGAGCGUGUUUAUCAUAUUGAUAGUCAGUGUAAUAAUAAACCAUCUCCCUCCCAGCCAAAAUCUACACACUGCACAGUAUUGACUUGCAAUAUAAACAACGAUAAUGAUGCUAUUUACAAAGUAUCAACAUGUUCAAUAAUAGUAUCACACAUAAUAUCCUCAACAGGGGAUGCUACAAUGUCUAUCAAAUUGCUAAAGACUAAAAUAUGCUCCGACAGCCUACGAUUUCGGUUAAAAGGUAUGCCUCAAAAGGAUUUACUAGAUAUAUUGUCUAGUGGAUUUUGACAAAUAUUAACACCACGUUCUGGAGUCAACGUGAGUUAUUUAUUGUACUAUGUUGCCUUCCAGUAUUUAAUAGAAAAAGAAUCUGUGCUCAAAUAAAAUGGAGUAGAUUACCAUUCAGCAGGCAAGUGCUGCUAAUAAGUGAAACCGUAGGUCAACUUUUUGUUUGCACUAGACCGUUUCACAGCAAUAAGACAAUCCAACAAGAAGGAGUUAUCACAUUAUUCUAUUUGAAUUCAGGGGAAAUACAACUAACAGCACUAAGAGGCCGUGCUUCAAAGUAGAACAGUGUGCGCCCGAAAGAUUCAGCUGGUCACCGAACGACAGUUGUCUGUUCCGACUGCUCUGAUGCUCCAGUUCAACAAUUCUGGGAUAUUCAGCAUAAGGAUGUGUUACUCUUACUUUGUAAAGUCAUUAAGGUACAAGUAGAUUCUCUCAUUUGCAGGUGAGAGUAUGUGUGUGUCUGUGUAGUUUAAUGAGACCAUUAGGAAUGGGAAUGCAGCUAAGUUAAUGAACAGCAAGGCCAAAACACAUUUAACUGAAUAGUUCUUUCUAACUUCAUCCUAAUUAAAAAGGUGAUUGUUUAGUUACGUAGUCCACUUUUUUCCCUUUCAUGUCUACUUGCAUUCUGAUGUGCUCACAUAUUCAGAAUAUCACAAUGCAUCUAACCAUCAAUCAUAAGUUUAUAGGUUUGAGUAGAUACUGUAACAGAAUCCAUUUAGUUCAUUUCGUAACAGUGUAAUCAUUCCCAUCCCUAAUUUAUGUUUGCCAUGAUUGAUAAAACUCUGUGAAACUGACUCUCUACUGCCCCGUCACCUCUAUAACGUCGUCAUCAGAACUGCUGCCGCCGUUCUCUGUACUCUGAUGCAUGUCCGGCUGAGUCAGAGCUGCUCCCAACAGACUGGAAGUGGGAUUGUUGAAAUGGGAGAGGAAACUGGAUGUAGUAGAGCUGGAGUUAGGCGUGGGGAAUCCCCCUGACCCAGAGAGGAGAGGGGUAGGAAACAUCCUCGACUCAGAGAGCAGCGACUGACUGUAGUUGAGGGGGAAACCCGAUGAAAGCAGUCCAGCCAUGUUGGGAUUCAUCAGGUACGGAGGCAGAGACCCGGACACCAGGGAGGAAGAAGUGGCUGCCGAGGGUGUUGAUGCCAUAGGGAUGGUGGUGGAAGCUGAGGAGAAACCAGUUGACAUAGCGGAUGAAGAGGGGGUGGGAAGGUGUCCGUUUCCUGUGGCAGACUGUCUUAGUAGGUCUGAGCCUGCAGAGGGGAACAUGGUCUGUAGGUCAGCCAGGGUUUGUCCUGUUGUCUGAAGGAAUGACGAUCCACUGCUACCACCCAUCAGAAGUGGAUGACUCAUGUGACCUAGGUUCCCCAGUAGGGAGGAGGAGUUCAGACCAACAGGGGAAAAACUGAGCCCACCGGAGCCCAUGGACAGUCCAGGGAAACGUGCUGCAGCAGAAGUGCGCUUGCCUCCCAUUUGUGCGUUGCCCUGGAUUUCAGUACUCCGGCGCUUGCUGCCACGCAUCUCUAAAGCCGAGCUCAAGAGGUCAUCACUGAGCUGCCUAUUGAGAUCACCAGUCUGAUUGUUUUGCAAAUUGCCUUCAUUCCCUGCUGUUAAAGCCAACAUUUCUGACGGUGAUGGCAAUUCAUUCCCCAUGCCAGCGGUGGCAUCAUCUGUGGAUGAAGCGUAGCGGCUGAGCUCUCUGAGAAUCUCAGAGCUUAAGGGAGAGGAGGGCCGCUGCUCCCCGUUGGGGGAGCCCUGCUGUUGAUCCACAGGCGAUGAACAGCCAUUACUGAGUGGAUGGAUCAGGGAACCCUGGGUGUCUGUGGCGGAGAGAGAAAGACAAUCGUGAAAUGUCAGGAGAAAUGUAUAAUGUCUCUGAAUAAUUUAUGUUUGAAAAGGUCAAUCCUGGAAAUAAGAUGGUGCAGCCAAAUAUGUCCCUGGUGUAUUAAUGUACUUAGGAGUUGUGUACUCCAGAUUAAGUAUACCACUUCCAUACAGCUGGAGAGUUGUCAGAAAGCAUAAAAUAAGGAUCGUUAACAUCUGUGCAGCAGAGGUUGAGGUGUUCUGACUUUCACUCUGUAAUAAAAAGGGGUCAAGUGCUCAAGUCCCUCCAAAUGGAUGGUGACUUUCAUCAGACCCUAUACCUCCUAAAUGCCCACAUCAAUUAAACUCCACAUCUCUUACUUGUAAGGUAGGCUUUUUGUAAUAGUCUUUAAGUCUAAAGCCAAAACUGAGAUAACCCUGAUGAUCAUCACUAUUGUUUUCUCAAAGAAAGCUCCCUGCAGAGCCACAGAAGACAGUAUACCGUUUGACCAGGUUGUAUAGUUACUUCUCAUGACAAGUAAACUGAACUUUAUAUGUAAAAUAAUAUCACCCUCAAUGUUGUACGAGUUGUGGAUCCAAGAUUAAUAAAUAUGACUUUGUACCCAUUGAAGCAGCAGAGCCCCCGACUGCUGGCCUACUGAUCUUUCCAGAUCGAAUAGCAAAAAUCCGUCCAUCGUUUGUCCUAAUGUAGGUACCUGUGGUGGAGAAUAUAUCAAUUGAUGACCUCGGCAUUAACUCAAGAUGCUUUGUAUGAAGAGAGAAAUUACUCAGUGGUUGCAACUACCUUUUGAUCCUCUGAUAACAUGGAUGCUCUCUCCUGCACUAAUUCGAGCUUGAACAUCGGCUGAGCUGUUGGCUCCUGGGAUUACAAUAUCUGUAGAUAAAAUGGCAGAUGUUAUUGUAUGGUCACUACAUUUCACAAGAAAGAAUACAUUUGUCUUGUGAAAGAUUAAAUGGUUAAUUCAAAAAGUAA
Molecule: messenger RNA, 6032 nt
Organism: Cyclopterus lumpus (lumpfish)
Lineage: Eukaryota; Metazoa; Chordata; Actinopteri; Perciformes; Cyclopteridae
Gene: cyb561d2
Product: cytochrome b561 domain-containing protein 2
Exons: 3
Coding region: 276-965 (229 amino acids)
Cellular component (GO): endoplasmic reticulum
Molecular function (GO): transmembrane monodehydroascorbate reductase activity
Source: RefSeq, a predicted model, not a curated record